Messenger RNA from Ostrinia furnacalis (Asian corn borer), 1839 nucleotides. RefSeq names its product acetylcholinesterase. NCBI's taxonomy places the organism in Eukaryota, Metazoa, Arthropoda, Insecta, Lepidoptera, Crambidae. The transcript is spliced from 3 exons. The record is from RefSeq and is a predicted model, not a curated record. Bases 60 to 1796 code for a protein of 578 amino acids.
AGAUAUUUGUCACUCGUGAAUUUAAUAUGUCCUAAAUAUUUUAUAGUUUGCUGUAAACAAUGUAUAUUCAAUUACUGGUUAUAUGUUUAACGUUUACUUUGAUAAAUGCAGAGAAGCCGAUUGUAGAGACAACGCAUGGAAAAGUUCAAGGAAAAGUGUUGAAGUCAUUACUAAAUAAUGUGGAAUAUUAUGGAUUUAUUGGAAUACCAUACGCAGUGCCUCCACUCAAAGAGCUGAGAUUUUUGCCCCCAAAACCCGCUGAGCCGUGGGACGACGUUCUCGUUGCCACGAAAGAGAAAAAGGCAUGUGUCCAGUUCAACACGAAUAUCCGCAAGGGGCAGCCGAUAGGCUGGUACGGGGACGAAAACUGUCUCUACCUGGACAUAUUCACCCCUAAACUUGAUGACGAAAUGCGCCCCGUCAUUGUUUUCCUAUACAACACACAUUUCACGGGCUCCUACAAUAAAACUAAAGACUUCCUCCCCGAUUUCUUCAUAGAAGAAAACGUUGUCACAGUAACUUUGAGUCACAGACUAUCAGUUCUAGGAUUCCUGUCUUUGGAAGACGAAUUAGUACCAGGUAACGCAGGCUUAAAAGACAUAGUUGCAGCUUUGGAAUGGACCAAAGAUAAUAUUGCCAAGUUUGGUGGUAACCCUGACAAAAUAACUCUAAUGGGGUCUCAAGGUGGUGCUGUAGCUGUAGAUCUACUUCUACACUCUAACGCUAAACACCUCUUCCAUUCAGCAAUUUUACAAGGUGGAUCUUCUUUGGCGACUUCUUAUUUGCAGGAGGAUCUAAAAGAACGAGCGUUCUCCUUGGCCGAACUCCUGGACAGACCUUCCAGUAGUAAUAUUAAACUGUUGAACGAUUUAAAUGAACUCCCUGCCUCAGAUUUAGUAGGGAAAGAACUACAUGCGAAUCCUGCAGACUACUUUAAAGAGCAUCAGCGAGGGGUGCUAACUUUCGGGCCUAUAGUCGAGAAGACACCGAACGGACUUUUAACUCAAUAUCCGGAGGAUUCGCAUGAAAGAAUAAACAUUCCCAUUAUGAUUGGAUUUAACUCUCGGGAGGGUUUAGAGGCCUCUUUGCAAUAUCUAAGCGAGCCGCGUUACCUCAGUUUCGUACAAAAAGAUUUCCCCUUUCUAAUCCCAUUGCGAAUCAAAUUUAAAUUCGAUCCGCUUAACGAAUUGUAUUACAAGGCUGUUGAUGAAAUAAAAGAGUUCUAUUUUAAAAAUGGGAGAGUGACGAUUAAAAGUGUAGCUGAGUACAUAACGUACAUAGGCGACGUUAUAACUGGAUACGUCGUGGAUCAAACUGUGAAAAUGUAUGCGAAGAGAACAGAAAGUCCUUUGUAUUACUAUCACUUUGAUUAUAUCAGUGAUUUAAAUGAGAUCAAAAACGAUUUAAUGAAUUACGUUACUACUGAAUAUGGUACUUGGGGAGCGGCGGGGGGCGACGAGCUAUGUUACCUAUUUCAAUGCCCAGCCCUCAAACAGUUGUACCUCAAACACAAUAAAUCGAUGUCGGAAGAAAUAAUAAUCCUAAGGAAGUUGGUUAAAAUGUGGACGAACUUCGCGAAAUACGGGGACCCGACACCUGAGCAUGACGUGGACUUGGGACUGAAGUGGCCUACGUAUGACCUGGAGAACAGGAAAUACCUGAACAUAGACAAAGAAAUUACAGUGAAGUCUGACCUAAACAAAGAACGAUUCAGGUUUUGGGACAAUUUCAUUGGGAAGUGGGAACAAAGAGCUAUCAAUGGAAUCAUUAGUUCAAAGAACAAAGAUGAGUUAUGAUGAAAUAAACUUAAUUAAUUAACAUUGUUUUCGUUUAUCGUAU